AUGAGAUUCUCCGACUCGACCCUAGCUGUCCUAGCUGCAGUCACAGGCAUCGCAGUCCCAGCUACCGCCACACCCAUCUCUCGGGCCCCUGCCGACAUCAGACAGAACACUACUGAUGUCCACGAAGCCCCCUCAAAGCAGCCAUAUGCAUCUCAAACCCAAAAUAUCCCCUCAAACGCCACGCUACCCCAGAACACCACCACAGCCGCAUCCGUCAACGUAGCAACACCACCCACAAGCCAGCCCUUCGAACCCGACGAAAAAGACCCUCUAGGGCUCAAGGAUCCGCUAGGGUUGAAAGACCCGUUCGGCUUGAAGGACCCCCUGGGGCUGAACGAUCCCUUCGGCACGGGCGACAGCCACUGUUUUUCUUACAUGAAAUCAGGUACCGGUACCCUGAAGUCAAGCGAGGGCAACAAGAGUGACUAG
Hypoxylon fragiforme is the source of this 429-nucleotide messenger RNA. RefSeq lists its product as uncharacterized. The coding region runs from base 1 to 429 and encodes 142 amino acids. The record is from RefSeq and is a predicted model, not a curated record. The transcript has 2 exons. NCBI's taxonomy places the organism in Eukaryota, Fungi, Ascomycota, Sordariomycetes, Xylariales, Hypoxylaceae.